Messenger RNA from Suillus clintonianus, 2562 nucleotides. RefSeq lists its product as uncharacterized. The transcript is spliced from 12 exons. The coding region runs from base 1 to 2562 and encodes 853 amino acids. The record is from RefSeq and is a predicted model, not a curated record. Lineage: Eukaryota; Fungi; Basidiomycota; Agaricomycetes; Boletales; Suillaceae.
AUGCCGGUCCUGACUUCGACAAUGCUGAUCACGGAGCUCGACGAUAUUCGAGUUGAAUACCAUCCUCACAGCCAACUCCCUUCCACUACACAUCGCUUCUCCGAGUUCUCCCGUAGCUGCCCGACGGAGGAUUAUGUACCUCGUAACAACUCACCAUGGGAGCCCUUUCGCACACGGCUUGAUUUCGAGAUUGCAGAGAUUGCACUCGAAGCUGCCAUGACGAAGGAUCAGACCAAUCGACUCCUUGAUCUCGUCCAUCGGUCUGCCAGCGGCAAUGAUUCCUUCACGCUGCAAAAUCACGACGAAGUUCGCUCGCUGUGGGAGCUUGCUUCACAGCGCUAUACCAAAUUUCAGAAUGAUAAAGUGUCCGUUCCUCAUGGACAAGAGGUGUACGAAUUCGAGAUGCAUUACCGCCCUCUCUGGGAUUGGGCGCUUGACUUGUUGCAAGACAGACGUCUUGCACCUCACUUCGUGUUCGAUGCUCAACGUCUUUCAAAAUUUAACGGAGAGAGGUUUGUCCGCUUCAUCGAUGAACCAUGGACUGCUGAUGCCUUUUGGAGCGCACAAUCGCAGCUCCCCCCGAAUGCCAAACCGCUGGCCUUCAUCCUCUACGCGGACAAGAGUAAAUUGUCAUCUUUUGGGAGCCAAAAAGGCUAUCCGAUUAUCGCCCGCAUUGCCAACCUGCCCGUUCAUAUUCGAAAUGGUAAUACUGCCCUCGGAGGCGGCCGCGUCGUUGGUUGGUUGCCGAUUAUUGUUGAAAAUCAGGAGCACGCGAAAAAGAAGAACUACGUAGACUUUAAGAAUGCCGUGUGGCAUACCUCCUUCUACCAGCUUCUCGCCUCGGUCGCGAAGCUCUCAACAACGGGAUAUUGGUUUGAAUGUGGGGAUGGCAUCCAGCGUCAUCUCUGGCCCCUUAUUUUGAUCUUGAGCGCCGAUUACGAAGAACAAUGCGUCAUGGCGUUGAUCCGUGGACUUAAGGGAAAAUUCCCGUGUCCAGUGUGUUUGGUUCCGCAGGAUGAGCAGUCUGUUCUCCGUCCCCACGAGCUGCGCACAAGUCGCCAAUCUAAAGACACCCUCCAUACUGCAAGAUCGAGGCCUUCUGAGAAGGAAAAGGAGGAUCAGCUAAAGGCUUUCUCACUCCGAAAUGUUGAGAAUGUCUUUUGGAGGAUUCUUUACACAGAUGUUCAUCGCGCUCUCUCUGUCGACCGUCUGCAUACAUACGAAGAAGGACUGUGGGGCGACCAUCUGUGGAAUGAAGUAAAAUUUUGGAUUUCGGACCUCGGGCGGCAGGCAGCCGUUAAACUCGACACAAACUUCGAUGCGCUGCCACGAUGGCCUAAUCUGACCCAUUUUUCAUCGGUCAUGGCGGUGGAUUUCAAUGACGGUACUGUUCUUGGGGAUCUAUCAAAGAUGAUUAUAUUUGCAGCGCAGGAUAUUCUCCACCCGUCCUGCUGUAAACUGGGACACCUACUACUACGAUGCAUCCGCUACUACGUGGAGCUCGAUAUGUACACUUCGUUUGAAGUCCAAACAGAAGAUACAAUUUCGGCAGGAAGGUUUGCCCUGCAAAAAUUCUCAGAAGUGAUGGAGGAAUACAUUACCGAAUCGCAGCCAGAAACCUUCAAAAAUUGGAACUUUCCAAAGAAGCACUUGAUCUCGCACGUAUUCGACGAUAUUUUGGCUAAAGGUGCGACACGUAACUACAACACGAAGCCGAAUGAGAAAAUGCACGGCUCUUUGCGAAAAAUUUACCUUCAACGCACAAACUUCAAGAACGUUGCUUCUCAGAUCCUGCGCUAUGAUGAAUGGCUUCUGACCUCAACGUCUAUGCGCACCGAACUUGAUGAACUUGACGAGUACAAUCAACGAGACACUCGUGAUCCCGAGACCAACGAAGCCCUGGACGACACUGGAAUCCCCGAGCCAGGGACUAUACAUGCACAUUUAGGUUCAAAGCAAGGCAAUCACUCGUUUUCGGACAUCAUGCACUCCCAUGGGACCGACAGGGCUUUUGCCGACUUUCGGAUGAAGCUUAACGGCUUCCUGAAUGGUUUCUUGCCACAAAACAAUAUUCCCCUGCCAGACGGAAGGCGCAUUCACCUACGCGCAGAGGAUAUGAUUACAGAGUUUCGGUUCUUGCGCAUAAACUAUGAAUCAAUGGUUGACUGGCGCCUGCACCGAGACUUGCUUCGGUGCAACCCACAAUUCUAUGGAUCGCCAAGGUACGACUGUGUCAUGGUGAAAACUGCAGACAAGCCGUUUUUCGCUCGCCUUGUAUACAUGUUCAGCUGCUCGAUCGGCGGCGCUGAUUUCCCUCUCGCCCUUAUACAUCCCUACGAUGUUGGUAUUGCCAGUAGCCGUCGAAGACGAGAUGAUGAUAUCGGAGUGUGGCGUGUGCGAGCCAAACCUCGCUCAUCCUCCGAGAUCAUUUCUGUCCGGUCAAUCGUUCGGGGCGCUGCUCUUGCCAGCGAUCCCGAAACACCUGGAGAUUACUUUGUCAUCCACACUGUGGACACUGACAUUUUCCUUCGAGUCAAGGCUCUCCAAGCUCAAUUGUUAUGA